Molecule: messenger RNA, 580 nt
Organism: Thlaspi arvense
Lineage: Eukaryota; Viridiplantae; Streptophyta; Magnoliopsida; Brassicales; Brassicaceae
Source: the annotation of a GenBank genome assembly
CCUCUCUCGAUUUCAACCGAUGGAUUACCAAAGAAACCAUGGCCUAAGCCAUCAGAAAUAGCGGCAGGACACCACCAUCACAAAGGCUCCGGCUGCCUUGGAGAUUCCAAGGACGGACUCCCUAACAUCCCAGGCUUCCCUAGACUGUCUCCUGUACCGCCAUUCCAGCCAGUAGUUUUAUUGCAAUCGCCUGAAAUGGAGAAUUGCUUUACUAAAGAUGUAUCAAAGACCGCUGAGAAAUGCUUUUCGCAUAUAUUCUCGAGAUGGGCAGAUAAGGAUUUUGCAAUGGACAAGGAGUGCUGUGAGAUUGUUGUGAAGAUGGAUAAGAAAUGCAAUAGCCACAUUAGCGUGCUGUUCAAGAGCCGCUUCGUCGCUCCUCUUCUUCGGUACUCAUGUCACAUCAAGCACACCAAAAACUAAGCAAAUCCCUCCAAGGAAUAUAUAUCUAUAUAUAUAGUUCUAUAUGUUAGCCGUCUAUUUGUUAUUUCCAAAAAUCAUGUCACAUGUGAAAUUUCAUGACUUGUAUGUUCUUAGUUGAGUAAAAAUAAAUGAUAGUUUGUUUAUACAAUCCAUAUUAAAU